CUGGUAUACCCAAAACUUGCAGCCAGCAUGGUACAAAUCUGAGAUUGUUCGACCUGCACCCUCACUUAGAGGACUCGCUUUCUGACUACCCCAGUUCCCCUCAUCCUCCCACCACAUAUCAAACUGAGUUACGGUGCUGAUCGGCGGGUUAAAAUGUCGUCCCAUCCAGUGAAACGCCGGCGACUGAGCCCUUCUACUCACAAUGCUUCGCCACGUCCCCGUAUUUCAGAGAGCGAUAAUCCUGCCACACGUCCAGGCUCUCAGUUGACACACGGAAGCAAGUUACAGAAAGCGAUUCAAACCAAUGAAGUACCUGCUGUAAGCAUAAACAGCCAAGGAACACACAAUGCCACAGCCGAGUUUGCGCUCGCAAGCGGCGUCUAUAAAUCCAGCUUCUUUAAACUCCAGAUGGACGAAUUAUUGAAUGAAUUGAGGCCAAACUACGAUAAACAUUUCGCGAGACUUCAGGAGACGCUUCGUCAACUGAAGAGCAUCAUUGAACAAAUUCCGGAGAAACCACCUCAAACGGCAUGGGAAGCAGAGAAAGAGCUGCGGAGCACACAUGAGAUCGCGGUGCCCUUUCCCGAACCGCGACCCGGUAGGGGAACGAAGUAUUCUUUUACUUAUGCCAAACCGACGAAUAUCAACGUGGUGGGCAGUCUUUCACUUCAAAAUGGAAUCAAGAGUACUGAUCCUUUGACGGUUGACUUGGCGGUGACAAUGCCUAGUGCUAUAUUCCAGGAUAAAGACUAUGUCAAUUUUCGAUUCUUCCACAAACGAGCAUUUUACAUUGCCACCGUUGCCGCUGGAAUUAAGGCAGCUGCUGUCAAGGAUUUGACGAUCAAAUUUGCACUCCAAGAUGGUGACAGCCUGCGGCCUGUCGUCGUUCUCGAGUCGGUCAAACCUGGACACCUAUCUUCCAAAGUACGGAUUCGCAUCAUCACUGCCAUUGAAGAUACUCUGUUCCCCGUGUCACGAACUUUGCCGAUGAGGAAUAAUUUACGUCAAUUCACAGCUGAUGAAUCAGCAUCUGAAGGCGCUACUCCGUUCUAUAAUGCGUCUCUCCGGUCUGAGGCCACGGUAGCACUCUAUCACAAAUACAUUCACUCUAAUAUUCGCAAAUGCGAGUCUUUCAGAGAUGCAUGUAUCUUAGGACGGGCCUGGCUUCGACAACGCGGAUUUGGGCCAUCAUAUCAAAAAGGCGGUCUCGGUGGUUUUGAGUGGGCAGCUCUAAUGUCAUUGCUGCUUGAAGGUGGCGGUCCAAAUCACAAGCCUGUACUCCUCAAGUCUUACAGCAGCUAUCAGCUGUUCAAGGCAACCUUGCAAUUUCUUGCCGGAAGAGACCUGACAAAUCCACUAGCACUAUUUACAGCGGAAGUGUCAUCUCCUGGCGAUUCCCCUGUUCUGUAUGAUGGCAAGCGAGGACUGAAUAUUCUUUAUAAAAUGACGCCUUGGUCUUACACCUUGCUCCGUCGGGAAGCAGAUACCACAGUGAAAAUGCUAAACGAGUCCCGCGAUGACAAUUUCGACAAAGUCUUCAUCCUCAAAACGCACGAACCAAUGCUCAGAUUUGAUCGGCUGGUUCGGCUGCCAGCCUCGUCAACCGGACAAAGUCUCCAAGACCUUAAGAGCUACUAUAUAAUCCACAGAGUGUUGAUUACGGCACUGGGCGACAGAGCCCGGCUCAUCCAUUUGCGUGGUUGCAGCACGGGGCCUUGGUCAGUCGAUACAAGACAUGGCCAGAAGACGGCGCAGGGAUACAUACUUGUAGGCUUGCUGCUAGAUGCAGAUAAUGCCACACGUGUUGUGGAUCAUGGACCAGCUGCAGAACAGAAAGAAGAAGCCGCAUCUUUUCGAUCAUUCUGGGGGGAAAAGGCCGAGUUAAGGCGUUUCAAAGAUGGUAGCAUCAGGGAGAGCUUGGUUUGGUCAGACCUGGUAACAGCGCCCUCUAUCAUAACGCAGAUCCUAUCAUAUACUUUGAACCGUCAUUUCAAUUACACAGGUUCUGAUAUCAAAUUUGUCGGCGAUGAAUUUGACGAAACACUUCGCGAUAACGGGGAUGGCAUCGUUUUAUAUUCCAGCCCCCGUUUCCAGGCAAUUCACGACGCUUUCAGUUCUUUGCAGCGAUCUGUUCAGGACAUGGACGGAGUACCUUUGACAACCAGGCAUCUUGCACCUGCCAGCCCACUAUUGCGUUACACGGCUCUUCAUCUGGAAAGUGCUUUUAAAGUGCUUUGCGGUCCCGUGGACAUUGUCCUCCAAUUUGAAAGCUCGGCUCGUUGGCCUGAUGACCUUGUGGCUAUACAGAUGACGAAGAUUGCUUUCCUCGUGAAAAUCGGUGAUUAUUUGCAGUCAUCUGGAGCUGCAUCUACAUGUAAAGUAGGGCUGGAGAAUGUCUCAAGCAAGAUCUUGAAUAAUGCCUACCUUGACAUUACCCAUUCCUCCAAUGUCCUCUUCCGUCUCAGGAUCCAUCAUGAGAGGGAACAAAUGCUCUUGGAACGUCACUUGAAAGAUAAAGAAGCUCAUCUUCCUAUGAGACAAGAACUCGCUUACGCUCUAUCUGAAUACAAACGACAAUUUGUUCAAGCUCCUCGGCUCACGCAAGCAGUUCGUACCCUAUGCACUCGUUUCCCGCUUCUGUCGCCCACAAUCCGCCUUGUCAAGCAUUGGUUCAGCUGCCACAUGCUUAUGGAGCAAAUUAGAGAAGAAACCGUGGAAUUGCUGGUUGCUCGAGUGUUUGCACAGCCUUAUCCAUGGGACGCUCCAUCCAGUAUCAUGACUGGAUUCUUGAGGACUCUUCAGCUUCUUGCGCGGUGGGACUGGCAGCAGGAGGCUUUUUUGGUCGAUUUUGGAGGCUUAGAUAAGACUGUAAUGGAGCUCAUACGGACUCGAUUUUCAGCCUGGCGAAAGAUCGAUCCGGCAUUGAAUACAGUCAGCUUGUUUGUGGCUUCCGACAUUGAUAUCGAUGGGGUGACUUGGACUCAGUAUGAAAAGCCUUCCAAGGUUGUGGCAGGUCGUAUCUGCACCCUGGCCAAGGCUGCCAUGACAAUGGUACCAGAGAUUGAAUUUGGGCUCGAUUUGAAAGAGCUUUUCCACGCGUCAUUAGCACCCUACGACUUCAUUAUCAAGCUCCGUUCGAAGCCGCUGCAUAAAGCAUCUACAUCUCCAACCACAUCCAAAUCUGCUGAUAGACGUGAGGGACUUCUGGCUUCUGGACAUACACUUGUCAGAUCCUUUGUUCGAGAUUUGCAGGCGUGUUACAGCCCCAAUAUUCUCUUUUUCCACAGUGAUGGGAACCCUGGAGUUGUUGCAGGGUUAUGGAAUCCUCAAAUUCUUCAACCUAAAGCUUGGACAUUGAAAAUGGCUUACUCAACUUCUCCCGCAAACCUGGAAAAUAUAGAGGACAGUGAUCAGGUGGUCAUCAAUCGCCCGGCUAUCUUGAACGAAAUCUCGAGGCUGGGCGGCGUCAUAGUUGACAGCAUCGAGGCUCAGGGCUAACGGUAAUUUGUUCUAGUCAUAGUCAUGCCUUUUGCUUCGAAUGUAACAGCGCAUACCAAUAUAUACAACUGAAGAGGUCGAGAAAGUGAUAUGGAAUGAUAAUGAGAGAGCCGAAGCUAAAAGGACAAUUCUGGUAUUCCAUUCUGGUCUAAGUGAUAAGGCCCACUCCAUUGAAUCAACUCAUGCACCGGUCAUCAUCCCCUUUUCUGUUUUCCCAAUUGGUAUCUGGGAAGAGAAUGAACAAUAUUUGUCCUUGAUUGCCACCACUUCGUAUGUUCCCUCGUCUGAUGUUUUGAUAGAUUUUGUGUGCUCGUAAGAGAUGUCAUGUUUGACGUCAAGUAUCUCCGUU
Molecule: messenger RNA, 3847 nt
Organism: Aspergillus saccharolyticus JOP 1030-1
Lineage: Eukaryota; Fungi; Ascomycota; Eurotiomycetes; Eurotiales; Aspergillaceae
Product: rRNA-processing protein UTP22
Exons: 1
Coding region: 154-3498 (1114 amino acids)
Biological process (GO): tRNA export from nucleus; rRNA processing
Cellular component (GO): CURI complex; small-subunit processome; UTP-C complex
Source: RefSeq, a predicted model, not a curated record